Molecule: messenger RNA, 957 nt
Organism: Phycomyces blakesleeanus NRRL 1555(-)
Lineage: Eukaryota; Fungi; Mucoromycota; Mucoromycetes; Mucorales; Phycomycetaceae
Exons: 6
Coding region: 1-957 (318 amino acids)
Molecular function (GO): methyltransferase activity
Source: RefSeq, a predicted model, not a curated record
AUGGCAUCAGAUAACGCAAACGAUAAGUUCAAUGAUAUGGGCGCCCAAAUAUCUCGCAAGUUCCGCUCAAACUCUACUUCGCGAAAGCUUUCUACCCUGAUUUCCGAUUCGGAAACCAGCAAUGUUUCUUCUGAGUCAAAAUACCAUAAUGUUCCUUCAUCAUCAUACUGGCUUGCCAGUGAUAGAAGUGAGCAAGACCGUCUGAUGGGUGAGCAUUUUGCCAUCAAGGAGGUAGUCGGUGGAAACAUCUUGACCAAGGCUAUGGAAAUCCUUGACUUGGAGAAAGGUGUCAAGAUUCUCGAUAUUGGCUGUGGCCCAGGUACCUGGGUACUGGAUGUUGCUACUGAACACCCCAACUGUGAAGUUACUGGUAUCGAUAUGAGCAACAUCUUCCCUCAGAAUAUCCGCCCUCCAAACGCAAACUUUUUGAUUGCAAAUGUUCUCGAGGGUCUUCCCUUGGAGGACAACAGCUUUGAUUUCAUUCAGAUCCGCCAGAUGGUUGCUGCUUUCACUAUCCCUGAAUGGCCCCUCGUAAUCAAGGAGUGCAUCCGAGUAAUUAAGCCCGGAGGACUUCUUCAGAUUGCAGAGGCCAAUUACAAAGACAGUGGCGAGGGUGCUUCUCUUUUGAUGGUUCAGACAGUUCAAAAGUUUUGCCAGCUUCGUAACCAGGAUCCUUUUAUUGGAGCCCACAUUUCUGAUCUUAUGGCUAACGAAGGUCUCGAAAUCGUUCAAAAGAUAUGCAAAAGUGUGAACCAGGGUGAUGACAGUAAGGCUGCAGCUGAAUGGAACUGGGAUUGGUGCCACUUUGCCGAUAUCAUGAGAGAUGUUUUCGGUCCCUUCCUCAAUAUCCCAGAAAAUGAGUAUGACGCCUUUAUCACCGAGCUUGAGAAGUCUAUGAAGGAGAGCAACUUCCACACCUAUGCCAAUACUGUAGUUGGUCAAAAGCCUUUUGCUUAA